GUUAACGGACUAACUGUGGACUUCCUCGACCUCUGCAAAUGUUACUAUCCUCCAAGGUUUUAGGAUUUAUCUGAACCAAACGGUUCUUUCGGCCACUUUUCUGGAGGUUGUUGUAUUUUAUUUUAAAAAAUGACCUCCGCUGGGACGCCGAGUCGCUUCCUGAAAAGCGUUCUUCAAAACGGCGUGGGUCGUUACGUGUGCCAGCUGAAGCGAAUCUCCAUCGUGUUCUCCAAGACCGGCCAGAGCUCGCUGGGCGUCAGGGACUUUAUUGAAGACGGAGUGGUGGAUUAUGCCAAGAACAACCCCGGCACGGUGGUGUAUGUGUCCCCUCAGCACUGUGCCAAACCCACAAUAGUGGCGGAAUACCUAAACGGCACCGUGAGGGAAGAGGCGGUGGCGAGCAAAACGUCCUCACAGAUCUCGGAGGUCCUGACAAAGCUGACCAAUCAGUCCGGCCUGGACAUCAUCCGCAUCCGCAAGCCCUUCCACACGGAUAACCCCAGCAUCCAGGGCCUGUGGCACCCCUUCACCAAUCGUCGCCCUCAGCCGGGCGGCAUCAGACCUCCAGGGCAGAGUGACGUGAAAGGAACUCUUGAAGUUAAAUAAAGAGGGUUUACUUCCCUGCUAUUGCUUGGAUGCCCUUGUUUUUUUUUUUUUAAAGCUUUGAGGCAGCGGCAACUUUGUUUGCUCACCAAAAUAUUUGUAGUGCAAACACUGGCGGUUAAUUUUAGAUUUGAUUCCGAGGAGUGUUUGGACAGCUUGGCCCGCUCCGUCAUAAGUCGCUGAUGCUGAUGCUGGACAGCUUUCAUUUUCCAGCUUGCAUCAGGUUUGUUUCCUUUGACUAAUGUUUAUGCAAGCUUGACGCAGACCAAGCUUGAAGGAGCACGAGGCGGAGGACUCGCUGACCUUGGCUGGAUGACCUUUGUUUCAGAUGAGUUCCAUCAACGAGCAUGUGUAAUGCACUUGAUAAACUAAACACUUUUUCACCAUG
Doryrhamphus excisus (bluestripe pipefish) is the source of this 991-nucleotide messenger RNA. It is a transcript of the gene mrpl43, whose product is annotated as mitochondrial ribosomal protein L43. Gene Ontology annotation, biological process: mitochondrial translation. The record is from RefSeq and is a predicted model, not a curated record. Gene Ontology annotation, molecular function: structural constituent of ribosome. Lineage: Eukaryota; Metazoa; Chordata; Actinopteri; Syngnathiformes; Syngnathidae. Gene Ontology annotation, cellular component: mitochondrial large ribosomal subunit.